UCAGCUCGCCUUCCACCUGAGGGAGGAGUCACUGCGCGCGCCACACGCCACCGGGACGCGCGCUUGUACCAAACGUGUUUUACCUUUCCCCCCACUCGGGGAACAGAGGAGGUGAUUUUGGUGUGCACGUCGGAGAUUUGAGGAUUCGAGGUUUUAACAUAUUUUCACGAGGCCAGAUCCCACAAAAAAACCCCAAAAAAAACUGCGCCACCUGGAAGGAUCCUUCGCUCAGGUGCACAAGCUGCAGCCUGUUGAGCACCUCUGGACUGUUGCACAACGAGCACGCGAGGAGCCCGUCUGAGAGGUUUGUUCAGGUGUCGUAAUGGCAGAAGUUUCCCCCUGGCUGACGUGUCUUUGUGUUGAACUCCAGAUGGCUCCAGGAACAGCAGCCUGGUUCUCCUUGGAGACGUCGUCUUCCUCCACCCUGCAGCUCAUCCACAUGAGGCCAGGAGAGGUCCGAGUCUCCAGCAGACCCAACUGACCGAUCAUCUCCACGCCAGUCACAGAUGCAGAAAAGAGGCAUCAUGCCUGUGGCGCGCCAAAAAAUGAGGGUGUUCUGCGUGAUGAUGAUGUCGCUCAACAUCUUCGUCUGCGUCCUGGUGGGCGUGUCGUGGAACCUCGGGCUUGACAGAAGCGUUCGCCAGAGGGUUCCAGUCCAGCCUGCAAGGUUUUGGCACAAGCAGGAAGAGAGCAAAUCCUUCUGGAACAAGGAGCAGCAGCUCCUGGACUUCAUUCACAACCCCGUCGUCAAGUCGCCGAUGUCUGGCGAAUUUUCCGGCAAGCUGCCCGAUUGGCUGAAUGACACAGGGCCGCUAGACCCCUGUAAACCGGACUACAGGGUCCCCACGCAAAUCGUGGACUACAACUCCCUGCCGGAGCGCUUCCAGGAUUUCCUUCUGCACAUGCGCUGCAGAACGUACCCCAUGCUGAUAAACCAGCCCCGUGUUUGUGACGGGAAACCCUUCCUGCUGCUGGCGGUCAAGUCCCUGACCCCACAUUUUGACCGGCGGCAGGCCAUUCGCGAGACGUGGGGUCGGGCGGGCGUCUUAGCCAAUCGCACCGUGGCGACGGUGUUCCUGCUUGGCAGCACCUCGUCAGCGGACUACUUCCCAGACCUGCGGGGGAUGCUGGGCCACGAGGCGGAGCUUCACAGAGACCUCCUCCAAUGGGACUACAGGGACUCCUUCUACAACCUGACCCUGAAGGAGGUCCUCUUCCUGGAGUGGUUCGGCCAAAACUGCCCCCACGCCCAGUACGUCCUAAAGGGCGACGACGACGUCUUAAUCAACACGCUACGAGUUAUUGAGCUCCUUGAAGGCCUGGCGGAGAGCAAGGCCAAGAAUUUGUUCAUAGGCGACGUCAUCAGAGACGCCGGUCCACAUCGAGACCGGAAACUCAAGUAUUUUGUCCCAGAGAGUGUGUUUGUGGGGCCGUACCCGCCUUACGCAGGAGGCGGAGGAUAUCUGUACUCGGGGGAGUUGGCGCUACGCCUCUACAUCGCAUCUCAGCAGGUGGUCUUGUAUCCCAUCGACGAUGUCUACACGGGGAUGUGUCUGAGAAAACUAGGCCUGGCUCCUGAGAAGCACAGCGGCUUCAAGACUUUUGACAUCGAGGAGAAGUACAGGGACAACCCCUGCAUCUACCGGAGCCUGAUGCUGGUCCACAGCCGGACGCCUCAGGAGAUGUUGAGGAUCUGGUCCUGGAUUAUCCAACCGGAGCUGGACUGCCAGUGAACACCUUCAUUCAUCUUUUGUUAGCGCUGCUGAGUUUGAUUUCAACAACCUUUUUUAAAAUUAUGUUCAAUCCUCAAGUCCAAGCAGAACCUCCGAGUUCUCUAUUGUUAGCAAAAUAGCCUUUUAAAGUAAAGUCCAGAUUCUUGCAUGCAUGCCAACUGUGAACAAGCAAUUGUUAGUGUUAGCAUGUAAGCUCGCUAGCUUUUCGCAUGUUAGCCGGCUAAUGUUAGGGGUCGUGUCCACCAAAGUGAUUUUUUUCUCCCGAGGCCAGCGUAUUUUAAAGAUUACUUUCAAUGUUUGUAACGCUCCAUAUUCAAGCUAUGCUAAUAACGCUAGCAGCGUGACGAGGCGCUAAUUGCGUAUUCUGCUCGAACGCUGAACGUUUGGCGGGUUUUUUUUCCUGGUCGCCGGGAGUUGAAAAACGAUCUACUUUGGUUAAAAAACGCUGCGCUCCUCACUGUUUCUUUUUACCCAACCGUCCAAUCCCAGUGGAGGAGGGGCGGGACAAAUAGCCUACAACUAAGACGUGAUCAAAAGUGUUUUUAUUACGAGUCUGUUGUGGUCUUAGUUUGUAUGCGUUUAUAUUGUGGACUUUAUGGUGUCAUCAUGUCUGAAGAACUGGACCAAACACGUUUCCCCGUGUGGGAUAAUAAAGUUUAUCUGAAUCUGAAUGAAACGAGAUGUUCCCUCGGGCCACGUAACCCGUCGUCUCUCCAUCACUGGCUUCUUCCAGAGCAGGUACUCAACCUUGUGCCGACAUUUUUACUAGAAUACAUAUUUUCCCUCUUGCCUGUAGUGCUAUUUAUUCAUCUAGAUUGUUUUGGUGUGAGUUGUGUGGGAGAUAUCGGACGUAGAGAUGUCAGCCUGUUAUGUGAAUGUAUUGGGACUAGAUGUCACUCGGCUUGUGGUGCUCAAAGCACCAAAAAAUACUUAACAGCAACAUGUCUUUCCAGAAAUCAUGACCCGGUUACUCGAGAUAAACCACCGACCUUGUUGUGAGCAUGUAUAUUAUAUUGCGGACGAACAAACUAGACAACUCGUACCAAAAUAAUCUAGAUUACUAAAUAAAACUACAGGUAAGAGAUAAAACUUGUAUUUGUGAUUUUCAGGUGUACUGUCCCUUUAAGACGUGUCAUUGAGAGUCAAGACAGUUAUAAUUGUUAAAACCUACUGUGUAUAGAUGAUGUACUGUAUCUCCAUAUCCAUAAAAUAUAGCGUUAUCGCCCUUCAGAAUGGGCCACCUCUGCUUGUUUUUCAGGCACUUUUGUAUUUUAUAGCACGAAGCUAAAAUAAAACAAAAAGUGAGAUUUCUUUAGAGCUUUCAGAAAGAAGGUUUACAGAUAUGGAUUUCACUGGUGCAUAUAUUUGGUUACAGCUCUUCCAGGACUGAUGUAAGAUAAGAUAAAUCCCUUAUUGACCAAAGGAGAAACUCGGCUGCUAAAAUAAAAAUAAUAAAGUUAAAUAAAAUAAAGAUAAAAAAUAAAAGAAGUAUAUAAACUAAGAAUAAAAAUACAAACUAUGCAAGAUCAAUUAAACUCAAACUUACAAGGCAAGUGGUACAAAUACACACAGUACCUAUUACCAGUGUUGUACUUAAACUACUAUAUGACUAAGUGUUUGUCUGCAUUCAUAUAGAAGUAUGAUGUAGCACAUAAAACGGUAACAUAUUGACAUGAUAUAGUGUGAUAGAAUGUGGAACAGCAUAAUAUCGUAAUCAUGAGUGAUCAGAUAUAAUAUAAAGCGAAAUGUAGUAAUAUAGUACAACAUGAUAUAUAGUAUAGCAAAUGUAGUGUAGUAUAGAAAAUAUAUGUAGUAUAGUAUUAUAUAAAUAUGAUAUGUAUUUGUAUUUAGAGGUUGGUCCAAACAGAACCAGAGAGAUCGUGGACGAUGGGAGCUGAAAUCACAUUUGGUGGUAGUGUGUAAAGUAGAACUGUGGUAUUGUACUACUACUACUACUACUACAGUACUACUACUACUCUGAACCAUUAACCUCUGAACUGAUGAUCUCACAUUGAUUUCUGCUUAGCAACACAAAGACGACACAGAAAGACUUUGCUAAUUAGAAUUUUUACAUUCGUACGAUAACUGUGAAACGCUCAGUGUUCAUCGGUUUUAGCAUCCCAGCGGUUGCUGCUUUUUCUCAGCAUUCAUCCUGGGUAUUUGUGUUUGUAUACACGGUAUGCGUGUUUAAAUAAGAAGUUCAUCGAGUUGUGUUCAAAUAAUACAGAUUUUUCUGAGUCAAGUCUGUUUCUCUAUUGUUUUGGUCAUAAAUCUUUUCCAGAUAGUAAAAAAUGAACGAAAAAGCUCAUGUUUGUGUCUUGUAUGUGUUUUUGUCUUUUGAUAAAUAAAGUUUUGAUGAAGAUUAAAUAGAUUUAAUCCUA
Messenger RNA from Anarrhichthys ocellatus (wolf-eel), 4114 nucleotides. RefSeq names its product UDP-GlcNAc:betaGal beta-1,3-N-acetylglucosaminyltransferase 2a (gene b3gnt2a). Gene Ontology annotation, molecular function: UDP-glycosyltransferase activity; hexosyltransferase activity. Lineage: Eukaryota; Metazoa; Chordata; Actinopteri; Perciformes; Anarhichadidae. The transcript is spliced from 3 exons. Gene Ontology annotation, biological process: poly-N-acetyllactosamine biosynthetic process; protein O-linked glycosylation. The record is from RefSeq and is a predicted model, not a curated record. Bases 507 to 1733 code for a protein of 408 amino acids. Gene Ontology annotation, cellular component: Golgi membrane.